Teleopsis dalmanni is the source of this 881-nucleotide messenger RNA. RefSeq names its product ubiquitin-conjugating enzyme E2 G2 (gene Ubc7). The record is from RefSeq and is a predicted model, not a curated record. Gene Ontology annotation, cellular component: cytosol; endoplasmic reticulum. The transcript has 5 exons. Bases 342 to 845 code for a protein of 167 amino acids. Lineage: Eukaryota; Metazoa; Arthropoda; Insecta; Diptera; Diopsidae.
UGGAUAUGUUUUAUAUUUAGCAACAUUUUUAAAUUUCGUAUGCCUUAAAUACGUCCAAUCGCUGAAAUUCAAAACAAUUAAUUUGAAAUACAACCGUGUAACGAGAAUUGCAAAUAACUUCUGUCUCAGGCCAAUAUUAGUGAGGUCACUUUCACACAUAUGUGCGAAAGGCAAUCAUUUGACAUCUUGAAAUGUCACUUUAACAUAUUGUGACGAAAACAAGGAAAAUUAUUGUGUAGUUUAGAUAAUAUAAAUAUUAUUUUUCGAAAUUUUAUGUGCGUUGUUUUUUUCCAACGUUAGUUCACUCUCGAAAUUGGCGUUAAUAAAAUAAAUUGAUUAAUAUGGCUGGGUCGGCAUUGAGAAGGUUGAUGGCAGAAUACAAACAAUUAACUCAAGAUCCUCCGGAAGGUAUUGUAGCUGGACCAGUAAGCGAAGACAACUUUUUUGAAUGGGAAGCCUUAAUAGCCGGCCCUGAAGGUACAUGUUUUGAAGGCGGAGUAUUUCCAGCGCGGUUAAUUUUUCCACCAGAUUACCCGCUCAGCCCACCGAAAAUGAAGUUUACUUGUGAUAUAUUUCAUCCCAAUAUAUUCGCCGAUGGCCGUGUGUGCAUAUCAAUUCUACACGCACCUGGUGACGACCCCAUGGGGUAUGAACUAUCUGCUGAGCGUUGGAGUCCCGUACAAAGUGUGGAAAAGAUACUUCUGAGCGUGGUAUCCAUGUUAGCUGAACCGAACGAUGAGUCAGGUGCCAAUGUUGAUGCAGCAAUCAUGUGGAGAGAACGACGUGAGGAAUUCAAUGCCAUUGCGAAACGCUUGGUGCGCAAAACACUCGGUUUACCUACAUAAGUGCAAUGUACUCCAUUCUUUAGUUAUAUGUAUCAA